Molecule: messenger RNA, 691 nt
Organism: Paramecium tetraurelia
Lineage: Eukaryota; Ciliophora; Oligohymenophorea; Peniculida; Parameciidae
Exons: 3
Source: RefSeq, a predicted model, not a curated record
AUGUCUAAAUAAAUUGUACAUCAUUAGUCAUAAAGUCUUUGGAACUAUACCUUAUCACCAGGCUGGACAAUGAAAGAAGUGGAGAUUCUGAACUUGGCGCUCAUGAAGUUCGGAAUAGGAAAAUGGCGCAAAAUUAUAAACUCUGAGUGUUUACCAGGUAAGAGCAUAGGACAGAUAUACAUGCAAACUUAAAGAUUACUGGGAUAACAGAGUUUGGGUGAAUUCAUGGGUUUGUCAGUAGAUCUAAAGAAAGUGUAUUUACAUAAUAUGCAAAAAAAGAAUGUAUUCAGAAAGAACAACUCAAUCAUUAACACAGGAGAUAAUAUGACUUAAGAGGAAAGGAAGAAGAGGAUAGCUGAAAACAAAAAGAAUUUUGGCAUCAGUCCUGCUGAUAUUGCUUUAAUUAAAUUACCCAGAUAUCAUGUUAAUUCAUAAACUUCCUUCCUUUCUCAUGAUGAAAUCUUGGAAGGCAAUUUUACGACAGUGGAAAAGAUAAACAAUCUUUGUGCAUUGAAAAAAGAUAUAUUAAGGAAAUUGAAAAAAAUAGAAAAUGGAGAAUUAGAAGAGGCUUUUGAUGAUGAAGUAGAAUAGAAAAGAAGAUAUAAGAAAGUAAUGACGGAUUCAGAUUCAUCAUCAGCUUGAUUGAUAUCAUAUUUUCAUUAAUAUUGAUUUUGGUAUCAUAAAAGAAAAA